AUGGCGACAAAUCAGUUGGCUCAACAGUUACAGCCGACUGAGCGGCAAGAUGCCCUCAUAUGGAUUGACUGCGAGAUGACCGGCCUAAACCCAGACACCGAGUCUAUUCUCGAGAUCUUCUGCCUCAUAACUGAUGGCCAGCUAGAACUUCUUGACAGGGCUGGGUGGGGUGUUGUUAUCCACCACACAAAAGAACGGAUGUCUAGGAUGGAUGAAUGGUGCACCAGGGUCCACGGCGAGAGUGGGCUUACGGCGGCUGCCAUUAAUUCCACCGUAACCCCCGAGGAGGCUGCUGACGGCCUCCUCGCUUAUAUCCAAAAACAUGUACCCGAAAAGGGGGCAGCGUUGUUGGCGGGGAACAGCGUACAUGCUGACCGCACCUUUCUUCGCAUGGGGCCGUACAGUAAGGUUCUCGAUCACCUACACUACCGAAUCCUAGACGUCAGUAGCAUCAAAGAGGCCGCGGGGAGGUGGUGGUAUGUGGACCCCCAGCAUUUAUCCCUUACCCCAAGAGCGGCAAUCUCGGCGCCGAGGAAACAAGGCCUACACAAGGCAAAAGAUGACAUACUCGAGAGUAUCAAUGAGGCCAAGUAUUAUCGAUCGGCUAUCUUCCAGAAAGCUGAAGCCUCCACCCACUGA
Dichotomopilus funicola is the source of this 639-nucleotide messenger RNA. Its product is annotated as ribonuclease H-like domain-containing protein. The record is from RefSeq and is a predicted model, not a curated record. Gene Ontology annotation, molecular function: 3'-5'-RNA exonuclease activity; nucleic acid binding. NCBI's taxonomy places the organism in Eukaryota, Fungi, Ascomycota, Sordariomycetes, Sordariales, Chaetomiaceae. Gene Ontology annotation, cellular component: mitochondrion. Bases 1 to 639 code for a protein of 212 amino acids. The transcript is spliced from 4 exons.